Messenger RNA from Sapajus apella (tufted capuchin), 4278 nucleotides. It is a transcript of the gene CYGB, whose product is annotated as cytoglobin. Lineage: Eukaryota; Metazoa; Chordata; Mammalia; Primates; Cebidae. The record is from RefSeq and is a predicted model, not a curated record. Gene Ontology annotation, molecular function: heme binding; oxygen binding; iron ion binding. Bases 1056 to 1721 code for a protein of 221 amino acids. Gene Ontology annotation, biological process: oxygen transport. The transcript has 4 exons.
CGGGGCGGGCAGCGUGAGGCGCCUUGGGGUGAACGAAGCCUGGGCUGAGCUUUCCCUGGUUCCGGCGCGGGGCUCACCAGGAACUAGGAACAAGAUUUGGGAGGGCACCUCGGUCCCCCUCCUUUUCCCGGCCUCAGAACUUCUCCCUCGGCCAGCGACCCCAGACACCCCGUCAAGCUGUCUGACACACACAUUUUUCUGGCCUUUCAAAGGGAGUAGCAGGGGCUCCCCAUUUUAGAGAUGGGAAAACCGAGGCUGAGCCAAGUAAGGGGACAAAGAGGAGCAGACUCUUGUCUCAAGCUCAGCCGCUUGCUGGAUUCAAAGCCUCUUGGAAGAACAGGGAGCAAAGCGCAGAGGUUGAGAAGGAAGAGAGCUGGGGCCAGUGUUCCCAGCUGCCCUCUUCGUGCUGGAGGUGCAGGUCAGCAGGAGCUCCUGGGGCAGGCACAGGUGAGUGGAGAAGCAAACAGUGCAGGAGCAUACAGUCCCUGCUGAGUUUGAGGGUGACGGGAGAAGAGAGAAGCCUCAGGAGACAGGGCCUAACCCUAAAACCCCCCACCUCGGGAGGAAAUGCAGUGGCUUGGGCUUAGGGGGUCAUUCAGGCACCACACAUCCCUGAGAGAGCCACACACACAGACCGUCCCAUUCACACACCUGCACAGAGCGUGCACACACCAUUCUCAUCGAGGUGAUGUGUCCAAGCCUCGAAAGCUAGUAACUGACUCGAGCUACAAAUCCAUGCUCUCUUCCCUCAUGUGCUGGCCCCUGGGGGUGCAGGAAGAGAGGUUCCAGACCACGCUCACUCUCAAUCCCCUGUUCUUGGCAGAGGAAAGGGUCAAAUCUAGGACAGAGCAAGACAGCCUUGUCAUGGGAAGAUGGGUGAAGCCUCGCUCUGGAAGGACAGCUUUAGGGCCUCCCUGACUCCCAGGCCUCUUCUCUUUCCCAAGCCUGGGACCUACCAGCCCCACCAUGAUAUGCCCUGAUUCCAACUCCAAAGCAGAUUUUGGAGGAAAAACAGCAGGAAGCACUUCUAAGGAGUUAGAGGAGCGUUCCUGAGGAUGGGGCAGCUGUCUCAGCAGCACCCCAGGCCCAGAAACAGAGCCGAGAGUGGCAGGAAGCUAAGAGGGGCAUUGGGAUCCUGGAGCCUCAGACUCUCGGAACUGCAGAUCCCCACACGUGCCGGCAUCCACACAAGCACACAGCAGGCAGCAGAGCCGCAGACGUGCCAGACUGCAUCCUCGGACGGGCUGGCAGCCGGGUUCUUUGUGAACUUCCCCUCGGCCAAGCAGUACUUCAGCCAGUUCAAGCACAUGGAGGAUCCCCUGGAGAUGGAGCGGAGCCCCCAGCUGCGGAAGCAUGCCUGCCGGGUCAUGGGGGCCCUCAACACUGUGGUGGAGAACCUGCAUGACCCCGACAAGGUGUCCUCUGUGCUUGCCCUCGUGGGGAAGGCCCACGCCCUCAAACACAAGGUGGAGCCGGUGUACUUUAAGAUCCUCUCUGGGGUCAUUCUGGAGGUGAUCGCCGAGGAAUUUGCCAAUGACUUCCCACCUGAGACGCAGAGAGCCUGGGCCAAGCUGCGUGGCCUCAUCUACAGCCACGUGACCGCUGCCUACAAGGAAGUGGGCUGGGUGCAGCAGGUCCCCAACGCCACCACGCGCAGCUCCUGGAGAAGGUCCCCUGAGGGCAGCUGGGGACGUCAGGCCUCCUGCCCUUCCUGCUGCUGACCACACUGGCCCGGGGCUGGCUCCUGCACCCCUCCCCCUUCUCCCGUCAGCACCACCCCAAGAGAAUGGAGUCCUCGGGAACUGCUGGCCACAGCCGAGCCAACUCCAGAUGUGCACAGCUGGGCCCUGGCCUGCCUGAAACCCGGAGUCAAUGGGAAACAAGCAGAUGUUGGCCCACCAGAGGAGGGCACUGGCAGAGAGUGGAGAGCUGGGGAUGCCCCCUCGCCCCCCACCAGCUGUCACUCAGAGGGUCCAGGGAAGAGACAGGGGAAAAGGGGGAGAGGCGAGGGGGUUUGCCCUCCCACCCCUCUCCCCAGGCAGGCUCUGCUGCCAAAGAUGAGCUUGUUUACAGCCAGGACACAAGACUUCCUGCUUCCAGAGAAACGGGCUUUUUUACAAGGGCUAAGAGGGACUGGAAAGAGAGCUGGCUGGGCGAGAGCCCCAGUGAAUCAGAAACACAUGGCCCGGCUCCCCACACGCUGCCCACCCUGCCCUCCCCACCCUGCCCUGGGACCUCCAUCUCCAAACCCCACACAUUAGGAAAGUGCCGAAGUCUCCUCCUUCUCCCUCUUCUGCUCCUUGUGGACUAAAUGGAGAUGGGCUACCGUGGACACUGGCACCCCAUGGGGCUUAGCGCCCAGCGGUCAAGUGCUGGGGUUGUCCCCUCGCCCCUUUACAUCCUCUAGCCCACUCCUAGGGCCCCUGGCCUGGGCCUGCAGAGCCUCCCUGCUGCCAGGGUCCCCAUGGGCUCGAGGGCAGGACAGAGUUACAGGGCAGAGUCCUAGAAGGCCCUUGCCUAACUUCUCUUAUCAGGAAGGCAGGAGUGGGCCAGGCGCCACUGUUUAUUGAGCCGUCUCUGCUUCAGGGUGUGCGCCUUUGCGUGGGCGGGCGGGGGUGUAUGCAUGAUUGCAGCGGGGGCUGCGUGAACCAAGAAUAUGAGAAUACACGUGGUGGCCCCAGGAGGGACGAGACAGGCCGGACAGAACUCGCCAUGCUUCAGAAUUAAUGGAAAAAGAGCUCACGUUGGUAUGGUGCUUUGCAGUUUGUGAAACAUUUUUUUGCUCAGUUUAUGCACAAGACAGACAUUAUUCGCGUUUUAGAGAAAAAGAUCCAGAGUUCCCAUGGGCCAACAGACUUGCCUGAGAUCACAGCAGGUUCGGAGCAGGACACAGAAUGCAAUCUCACAGUUGCUUUCAACCACACUGUGCUGGGUCUCCUGGCAGGAAGUGAGCCUCGCCAGCCCCAGGUCCCUUUCCCCCCAGGGUCCUUCCUGCCUCUGGUAACCUAUAUCCUUCCCUUCCUAUCUCGUCCACAGCCCACCGGCCACACUGCCCUCUUCGGGGCCGUAGGACCCCUCCCUCCACCCCCCUCCCUGGCAGCACCUUGAGCAGAAGGCCGAGUUCUGAAGACCCUCCUUGACAACCAAGGAAGCUGGAGGAAUCCCUGACUCGACUUCCCCGAAGGAGGCCUCUGCGGCGGCCAUGGCCCCCCCGGAGCUGCUGGGAGGCAGCGCUGGCUGCCUGGAUGCUGACCCCAGCGUGGCGGGCGGGUGGGGGACCCUUCCUCCUCGCAGAGCGGGGCCCACUCUUAGCUUUUCUACUCACUGUUAGAGAGAGACCUAGCUGUGUGGCUGGCGGGGCUCAGGACAGGUCUAGGAGUCCCUUGGGGAAUAAACCAGCCCCGUUUCUAUCAGCCCAGCCGGCACACAAGUCUCCAUAUCACCAUCUAGAGUAUCACGCACACAUCUACCAUAUAUACAGAUAUAUUCUAUAUAUGAGCUAUAUAUAAAUAUAUAUAUACAUAUAUAUACACACGUACAUAUCUAGAAUGUGUAUCUGCAGGGCCCAGAAGCCUCGGUUCUGCCCACCUGUGAGUGGGGCAGGGAGGAGUUCCCGUUGCGCAGAGAACAGUGUUCUGGCAGAAAGGAAGUCCCACAGCGGCGCAGAGGACCUGGGCCUGGAGGGGCAGGGCUGGGGCAACCCGGCUUGGCAGCAAAGUCCAGCCCCUUCUCAGACCAGCUCCCCACAUUCCUGCAUUCCACUUCCAGGCAGAAAGGAAGGGGCUCCCCCCACUCCCCCAGAGGAACUGACUCACCAAUUGCCCGAGAAUGGGUUGGCGCAUUCUGGACGGGCUGACCGCACUGGGGGAGGGGCCUCAGUCCAGAAACUUGGACCGCCAGCUCCACCUGCCUUGGCCACCAGAGCAGCCCCAGGGGAUCCGGGCUGCUGGGCAGCAGGUCGGUGGGACCACAUCCCUGGGUCUCAUCCUCAGUUCUGAGGGCCGAGGGCCUUCCCCACCCCAUCCUCCUCCUGGCCAGUGGUCGGCCCUGUCUAUUCAUCUGUGUCAGCCUUGUCGGGGGAGGGGGACCCCCCCAAGUGUGCCCCUUGGUCACAUGUAUUGUCUUCAAGGAUGUUUUGCUGCUGUGGCUACUAUGCCUGUGUCCCCUCCUGUCCCAUCUUCAGGCUGUCAUCUGUGUAACUGCCUGUCUUCCUUUUCUAGUUUCUGAUGUUUGUAACCAGACCCAGCUGUGUCAUUAAACAGACCCGUUCUUGCUGUA